AAAAAAAUUAAAUAAAUGAAUAAAUGCAAAAAGCGGCGCCGAGGGCGCGGCCCGCGAUGUUCAACGCGCUGAACCUGCGCGAGUUCUGCUCGGGGCCGCGCGAGGAGCGCGGGGGCUCCGCCGGCGGUGGCGACCUCGGGGACGUCCCGGGCGAGUUUUACUCGCGGAGCUGCGGCCGCUGCGCUCCCGGGGCCGCGCUCGGGGCCGCGCUCGGGGCCGCGCUCGGGGCCGCGCGCGGGGAGCCCGGCGCGUUCCCGGCCGCCCCGGGCGGACGCGCGGCUCCUUACGCGGCCGAGCGGAGCGGGGGCUCCGCGGGGCUCUACUCGGCGGAGGAGCUGCUGCUCAAGGGUGACGGCUGCCUUCAUCACCUUCAUCAUCGUCACCAUCAUCGUCACCUUCAUCACCAGCAGCAGCAGCAGCAGCAGCAUCCUCACCUUCAUCGCCAUCCUCAUCCUCCCUGCGCGGCUCCGCCGCUUCCUCCUCCUCUUCCUCCUCUUCCUCCUCCGCCGCUUCCUCCUCCUCUUCCUCUUCCUCCUCCGCCGCCGCCGCCGCAGCCCGCGGGGUUUUACGUGAACAAAAGCUCGGUUUUACCGCAAGGUUUCCGCACGUUCCUGGAGAGCCCCGCGUUAAGCGCGGCUCAAAACGCGCCCAAAGCGGCCGAGGAAGAGGAGGAGGAAGAGGAGGAGGAGGAGGAAGAAGGAGGAGAAAACACCAAGCGCGGUUCGGCCUCGGCGUCCUCAUCGUCCGCAGCCAAGGAGAGCCCCAAGAGCGGCGCUGCCACCGCUCCCCGUCCCCGCAAGAAGCGCUGUCCCUACUCCAAAUUCCAGAUUCGGGAGCUGGAGCGCGAAUUUUUCUUCAACGUUUACAUCAGCAAAGAGAAGCGGCUGCAGCUCUCGAGGCUGCUGCACCUGAGCGACCGCCAGGUGAAAAUCUGGUUCCAGAACCGGCGCAUGAAGGAGAAGAAACUGAGCCGGGACCGCCUGCAAUUCUUCUCCGGGAACCCCCUCUUGUGAACCCCAAAAUAAAAUAAAAAGGGAAUAAACUGGGCCAGGAUUUAAAAAAUAAAUAAAUAAAAAAAUAAAAUAUAACGGGGAAAUAUUGAAAGGAGAUGUGAAAAUAUCCGGGUGGGUAAAAGUGGGGGUGAAGGAGGGUGAAAAAUGGGGAAGGGGGAAAUGAGAUUUUAAAAGAAAGAAAAAAAAAAAAUUAAUUAAAUAAUUAAUUAAUUAAUUAAAUAAAUAAAUCCCCGCGGGAGUUGUGAGAAAUUAGGAGUGAAAUGUUUGGGAAUGAUGGAGUUAAAAAAAAAAAAAUAAAUAAAAUAAAUAAAUAUAUAUAUAUAUGUGUGUGUGUGUGUGGUCAGAAUGGUGUUAAAAGGGUUUGGGAAUAGUAGGAAAGUAUCCAAAACAAAAAGAAAUAAAUUUUUAAAAAAAUGAAGGAAAAGGUAAAAAAUAGUCAGGAAAAUAAUGGAAAAGUAGCAGGAAGAAUAACGGGAAAAUCCUCAGAAAAAUAAUAGAAAAAUCCCAUUAAAAAUCCUCAAAAAAAUCCCGCAGAAAUCCCACGAAAAUCCUAAAAAAUACCACAAAAAUACCAUAAAAAUCCCCAGGAAAAUACCCCAAAAAUACCCCAAAAAUCCCACAAAAAACCCUGAAAAAAUAACACAAAAAUCCCCCCCAAGAUCCCCCCCAAAAUCCCCCAAAA
Molecule: messenger RNA, 1695 nt
Organism: Cinclus cinclus
Lineage: Eukaryota; Metazoa; Chordata; Aves; Passeriformes; Cinclidae
Product: homeobox protein Hox-C11-like
Exons: 3
Coding region: 24-1013 (329 amino acids)
Biological process (GO): regulation of transcription by RNA polymerase II; anatomical structure development
Cellular component (GO): nucleus
Molecular function (GO): RNA polymerase II cis-regulatory region sequence-specific DNA binding; DNA-binding transcription factor activity, RNA polymerase II-specific
Source: RefSeq, a predicted model, not a curated record